AUGGAUGAGAGGACGUGGCUCUACGUGGGCCUUGCCCUCUGCAUAGGGGUCAUCAGCUACUUGAGCCUCAGUCAACGGCAAAAACAAGUCGUGUUCGAGCGAUUAAGGCUACGAGGCCGCAGGGCUUCCAGCGCGACGACACCACCGCGGUCGCUCUCGCCAGACAAGAAAGAUCCCGCAAACUCUCCGCCUAAAACUACAGAAUAUGUCAAUAGCUUCCCGCCCCUGAUUCGCGAUACCCUUGAGGAAGUUGCCAAGGCACUACCCAAGGAUCAACGCAAGGCUAUGGGUGAUCUCAAAUUCGACGAAAAGAACUGGAUGAAGUCCGUUAUGGGAUUCGAAGAGGACUAUCGGAAAUGCGAUCCUGACAAAUACGUCUUCACCGGUGUCAAGGUCCAAGAAGUCCGCGCUCUCGGCGACUUCCCGGACUACUCCACGAUCAGUGGAGUGCCACUGCCCAAGCCUUACCUCGAGCACGACAUCACCAAGGCCCGUCCACGACCAUACCGACCAUUCCGCUGGGUCUAUCACCAAACGAUGUCUCUGACCAAGUUGGAGCCCGAUUGGUGGCUCGAACUAGAAAACACUUACGUCGAGCGUAUUGCGGAGCGCAAACGGCUCUAUGCAGAGCACGGCGAGUCGAUCCUGGGAUGGCUUCCAGGCUCCGAACUGGCGUGCAAAGAAUUGAUGGAGAUGACGCUCCAAUUCCUGUGCGCUCGAUACCCGCAAUACUUUGUUCUGCAUUCCGACAAAAAGACCUUCGAGAACAAGAUCCUGGGCACCAAACAAGACGUCACGGCCAAGCACCCUUUGCUCGUCAUGCUGGACAACAUCCCUGAAGAUUUCGGCAUCAUGCUCCGUAACCCGGAGACAGGGUACUACCAUUUGCGGGCCGGUAUGGUUUGUUCGGCCAUCGGAUGGAACGUUGGCACCAAAAUCGGCAUGCAACUGCAUGAAAUCCACGCCCCGAUUCCGGAUUACAAAGAGAAGAUGCAGUUCAGUAUGGAUCGCUUCUUCACCAAAAUGCCCGCUCAAAAACCGAUCCAGCGCGGCUCCUGGGGUCUAGAAGUCGACAAGCCCCUCUACAUGCCACCCGGCGACCCGCACGAAAAGUACCGCGACUUCCAAUCGCCCGACCUCGACCGCUCACGCAUCCAUCUCCGAGUCGACUGGCAAACGCUACGCCGACUUCCGCUGUCCGGCGCGAUAGUGUUCAACUUCAAGGCGCUGUUCACGCCUUUAUCUGAGUUCCGCGACGAGCCGUACAUUCCCAGCCUCCUGCUCAAAGUGCUGCGUGACGGGAAGGAGAAUCUCAUGAAAUACAAGAACACGUGGCAUGUCGAGCACGUGGCCAUCCCGGCCUUGGAGGAGUAUGAGAAGGAGCAGAUCGAGAAGGGGAUCGUCGAGAAGGAUUGGCAGCCCCGUACGCUGGACGAAUCUCCUUACUUCCCCGGCUGGCGUGAGAAAUGGGUCAAGCAACAGGGCUAUGAGCCUGCACAGUGA
Capronia coronata CBS 617.96 is the source of this 1503-nucleotide messenger RNA. RefSeq lists its product as uncharacterized. The transcript has 3 exons. NCBI's taxonomy places the organism in Eukaryota, Fungi, Ascomycota, Eurotiomycetes, Chaetothyriales, Herpotrichiellaceae. The record is from RefSeq and is a predicted model, not a curated record. The coding region runs from base 1 to 1503 and encodes 500 amino acids.